Molecule: messenger RNA, 1395 nt
Organism: Arabis nemorensis
Lineage: Eukaryota; Viridiplantae; Streptophyta; Magnoliopsida; Brassicales; Brassicaceae
Source: the annotation of a GenBank genome assembly
AUGUUAUCAAGCAAAGUGAGCAGCGGAUCACAUGGAGAAGACUCAUCGUACUUUCUUGGGUGGCAAGAAUACGAGAAGAAUCCCUUCCACGAAACCCUUAACCCUAAUGGGAUUGUUCAGAUGGGUCUUGCUGAAAACCAGCUUUCUUUUGACCUAAUAGAGGCUUGGCUUGAAGAGCAUCCAGAAGUCUUGGGUUUGAAGAAAAACGAAGAGUCGGUGUUUAGAAGAUUAGCUCUAUUCCAAGAUUACCAUGGCAUGCCGGAUUUCAAAAACGCGUUGGCAAAAUUCAUGGCAAAAAUCAGAGGGAACAAAAUGAAAUUUGAUACGAGCAAGAUGGUACUCACAGCUGGCUCAACCUCGGCUAAUGAGACUGUAAUGUUCUGCCUUGCAGAUCCAGGAGAUGCCUUUCUUAUCCCUGCACCUUAUUAUCCGGGGUUUGACAGAGAUCUCAAAUGGCGGACAGGAGUAGAGAUUGUUCCUAUUCGCUGUGUAAGCUCAAAUGGGUACAAGAUUACAGAGGUUGCAUUAGAAGAGGCCUACGAAAGAGCUCACAAACUUAAAUUAAACGUUAGAGGAGUACUCAUAACGAACCCUUCAAACCCUCUUGGAACCUCUACCACCCGGGAAGAGCUCGAUCUUCUCCUGACUUUCACUUCGAGCAAGAAUAUCCACAUGGUGAGCGAUGAGAUCUACUCGGGCACAGUUUUUUACUCUCCCGAGUUCACUAGCAUUCUAGAAGUUGCCAAAGACAAGAAUAUGGAUUUGGAUAAAAAAAUUCAUGUUGUUUACAGUUUGUCCAAGGAUCUAGGCCUCCCAGGAUUUCGUGUAGGUUUGAUUUAUUCAGACAAUGAGGAAGUGGUCUCAGCCGCAACCAAAAUGUCAAGCUUUGGACUCAUUUCUUCCCAAACUCAGCAUCUCUUAGCCAAUCUACUGUCUGACGAAAUAUUCACGACCAAUUACUUGGAAAAAAACAGGAAGAGGCUAAGAGAGAGAAGAGACAGACUGGUUAUGGGUCUGAAGAAAGCGGGGAUCGGUUGUUUGAAGAGCAACGCGGGUCUGUUCUGUUGGGUUGACUUAAGACACCUCUUGAAUUCCAACACGUUUGAGUCCGAGCACUCGCUGUGGAAAAAGAUUGUGUGUGAAGUUGGUAUUAACAUCUCUCCAGGCUCAUCAUGUCAUUGCGAUGAGCCUGGUUGGUUCAGAGUUUGUUUUGCCAAUAUGUCAGACCAAGCGCUUGAUGUGGCUAUGGAACGUGUCAAAUUUUUUGUAGAGCCCAUUGCGAUGAGCACUUAUGGUGGUAACCAAAAGAGAACCAUGUGGGAUUCAAGGAGAAGAUCUUUGAUCAAUAAAUGGGUCUCCAAGCUUUCCUCUGGAAAUUAUGAAUCAGAACGUUAA